AUGGAUUGCAAAUGUUUUCCAUGGCAAUUCGAUUGUCAUUUCGGGAUACCGCGGUGUAUUUCACAGUUUAAAGUUAACGAUGGUGCAAUUGAUUGCAUAUCUGGAUUCGACGAAGGUUGUCCACCACAUAAUUUUGUUUGUGCUGAUAAGAGUGCAUGCAUAAAUUUUUCCAAAUAUCAAGAUGGUAUACCACAUUGCAAGGAUAAAUCGGAUGAACCAUGUCCAGCUGGUGAUUUUUUAUGCAACGAUCAUUCACAAUGUAUUAAUGGGAAAUAUUUCCAAGAUGGUAUUGCUAAUUGUAAAGAUGGCUCAGAUGAAGAAUGUACGGUUACCCAAUUUGAAUGUAGUUGUGGUUCAAUACGUUGUGUAGAUGGUGAAGUAUUAAAAGAUGGUAAAAAUGAUUGUGAAGAUGGUUCUGAUGAAACUGGUCCAUUAACAGCAAAAUUUUGUCCAAAUGGUAAUCCAAUACGACAAAGUCGAGCUAAAAAUCGUACCGUACUCUAUUCAACAUAUAGCGCAAUUGCACAAUGUCCAGAUCCAUCAGUUUGUAAUGAUCAAUUGGGUGAAAUAUGUAUUAUGGUUGGUGGUGCAACACAUUGUGUUUGUAAGAAAGGAACCAUACGACCGCAUGGUUCACCACGAUGUGUAUUAGAACCAUUACUUCAACAAUAUCUUAAUAAUAUCAUCGGUAAUUGUACCGAAAUUCAGAAGGAUCUAAUCGAAAUUUACGGCGAAAAAAUAAGCUUUUCACAUGAUUCAUCACAUUUAACCUAUGCACGUAAGGAGACAGAAUGUAAUCCAAAUUUGAAAACUUCAUGUAAAGGUUAUGGUGAGAUAUGCUUAUCAGAUUCAUCUGGUCGUUAUCGUUGUACAUGUGCAAAUAAUGCUACUCGUAUAGAUGGCAUUUGCUUGGUAAAUGAAUGUGCUAGCCCAGAAUUAAAUGAUUGUGAUCCAAAUGCAUCAUGUAUGGAUAGCAUAUUAUCAUAUGAAUGUUUCUGCAACGAAGGCUUUAUUGAUACAUCAAUUUCACCAAAAACACGGCCCGGCAUUAAAUGCGCAAAAUUGGUGGAUGAAUGUGCAUCAAAAGAAACGAAUCAAUGUGAUGAAAAUGCGGAAUGUAUUGAUAAGCCGAUUGGUUAUACAUGUCGUUGUCGUAGUGGUUAUUUAGAUAUUUCGGAUGGUGGUGCAAGAAAUCCGGGACGAAAAUGUCAUAAAUUGAUGAAUGAAUGUGAAAUGGGUUUAGCUGAUUGUGAUCCGAAAGCAACUUGUAUUGAUAUGACACAUAGUUUUACAUGCAAAUGUCCACAUGGUUUUACCGAUAAAUCACCGGAUCCGGUUAAUAAGCCCGGUCGAAAUUGUUCCAAAUUGAUUAAUUCAUGUGAUUCACCAAACUUUACCGGAUGUCAAUCAAAGGAUUCGAAAUGUAUUGGUACUAAGGAUGGUUUUGUCUGUCGUUGCAUUGAUGGCUAUAUCGAUUUGAAUCCGGCAAAUCCAGGAACAAAUUGUUCUAAAGCAGGUCGAGAAUUGAAUAUAAUUGAAGAGAAGGUUGAGAUUAUAAUUAAUUGGAAGGUGGGAAAGAUAGAAGAGCGGGAAAAGGUAAAAGAAAAGGUGGGGUUAACGGGUCGAGAUCAAUGA
Messenger RNA from Loa loa (African eye worm), 1635 nucleotides. Its product is annotated as transmembrane cell adhesion receptor mua-3. Gene Ontology annotation, cellular component: plasma membrane. The record is from RefSeq and is a predicted model, not a curated record. The coding region runs from base 1 to 1635 and encodes 544 amino acids. NCBI's taxonomy places the organism in Eukaryota, Metazoa, Nematoda, Chromadorea, Rhabditida, Onchocercidae. The transcript is spliced from 12 exons. Gene Ontology annotation, molecular function: protein binding; calcium ion binding.